This is a messenger RNA of Penicillium arizonense, 1287 nucleotides long. RefSeq lists its product as uncharacterized. NCBI's taxonomy places the organism in Eukaryota, Fungi, Ascomycota, Eurotiomycetes, Eurotiales, Aspergillaceae. The coding region runs from base 1 to 1287 and encodes 428 amino acids. The transcript has 5 exons. The record is from RefSeq and is a predicted model, not a curated record.
AUGAAGCCCCUCACAUGCCUUUCCCUACUGGCUGCCUCUGCUAUCGCCGCACCUAUCGCCAUUUCUUUCCCCAAACACUUCCACCUCAAGUCCAGAGGCGCCACCAACCAAGAGCAUAACAACCUCUAUGUUUACGCAUACCACACGGGCCCAGGCCUCAAUGAUGCCGCUCUGACCAAGGAUGUGAAUACUGCAAGCUCUAUUUUCUUAACUGGCACAAAAGCCCUCUUCAAUUUCAACACUGAAUCCCCUUGGGGAGUCGUCGCCACCGGCGAUACCAAAUAUACCUCCUGGGAUCCGAUCUCGAUCAACGCAUGCCAAGGAAGUAAUGGAUUCUCUGUCAAAGGCAACAACUUCCAGUGGUCAGAAGACAGCAGCUUCGGUGGAUGGCUCGUCUGCGACUGGUAUCACAAUGUGCCCCAGUUGUUCUACUUGAACCGCGAUCAUGACGCCGCUAUCCCCUCCAGUUGCAGCAAGGUCCAAUUGAAGGUGGAACUCCUCGGUGGCAUCUUCUGCCUUGGGGGGAUGACUUACACUCCUUUCAACAAUGAUGAUGAUGAUGAUGAUGCUUACCGACCUGAACUGCCCAAUCUAUGGGAACGGACUCCCUCGUAUGCCCCCACCCCUGGUUACCCAGACCGCGAAUGGACGCCAUCAGUAAUCUGUCCUUCACCCGAUCCCGAGGACAUAGUUGGUGAAUGUUCACCUCCCUUGCAUCAACACCCGUCCGACCAUCAGAGUUUUGAUCCUGUGGUUGAACGUGCAGAUGGAAAUGCAUGGGAUGAACAAUCUCCGGACUGUAUCCACUACCAGAUCGAGUGGAGGGUUAAAUUGAACAAUCGAGUUGUGGUCAAGGAUACAAAACAAGACCUGACUCAACCGCCUAGAUCCUACUGGGAACAGAUAAAAGAGGACGCUUGUAAUAUUCUGCGACGGAAGACAGCCCGUGGCCGACGGGUGAGACUAGAUGAUACUGACAUGGUCUUAUCGGUGAACUCCCAACGGGACAUUGACAAACAUUUUGAAGGCACUAGUGUUGAUUGGACAGCGGUGGAGAAACAGCUGCUAGCUACAGAACCGGACAGCUCUGGAUCCAACAGUGGACACGUGACCCCCAAGGAGAUUCGACAGAUCAUUGAACAACUGCAACACACCAUCAAUAAGCAAAGCGUGCUGAUCCAGGCGACUAGAACCGAGCUGCGGGAAGUGAGACACAGCCAGAGCGAGCUACAGAACCAGAAUGAAACGCUACGGGAAGAGAUUCAAGCGAAACGUGAGGGAGAUUAG